UUGACUCUCGCCCUCCCCAAUGUGAUUCUUAUUGUCCACGUACAAAUUAGAGCACUUUGUUCCACCCCUCAGACUUUGCCAAUUGACUCCCAUGGCUUCGUCAGAUCAGACUCUCUUUCACUACUGUCUUCUCACUCUCUACAUCACAGCCCCACCAACUUUCAUCGCUCUCCACUUCCUCCAAGCCCCAUACGGCAAGCACCACCGUCCAGGGUGGGGUCCCACCAUGUCACCACCGUUGGCUUGGUUUCUCAUGGAAAGCCCCACUCUCUGGUUCACUUCCUUAAUCUUCCCGUUCGGUCGCAACUUCAACAACCCCAAAUCUCUCAUCCUCAUCUCCCCCUUUCUCCUCCAUUACUUUCACCGAACAUGCAUCUACCCGAUCCGUCUUUACCUCAACAAAAAAUCCCCCCAAAAGAGGGGUUUCCCGGUCACCGUGGCUCUAAUGGCAUUUGGGUUCAAUCUUCUCAACGCUUAUUUGCAAGCCAGGUGGGUGUCUCAUUAUAAAGAUUACGACGAGGGCGACGAUGGGCGACUGUUUUGGUGGCGAUUUUUUAUUGGGUUGGGGAUUUUUAUAAGUGGGAUGUGGAUUAAUAUCUGGUCUGAUAAAGUAUUGGUCGGGUUAAAGAAUCAAGGCGGUGGAUAUAAAAUUCCAAGAGGAGGGUGGUUUGAGUUGGUCAGCUGCCCAAAUUAUUUUGGGGAGAUUGUGGAGUGGUUAGGUUGGGGAGUGAUGACGUGGUCAUCGGCAGGUUUUGGGUUUUUUCUGUUCACGUGUGCUAACUUGGUGCCUAGAGCGGUUGGGAAUCAUAAGUGGUAUUUGGAGAAGUUUGGGGAGGAUUAUCCGAAGGGUCGGAAAGCUGUUAUUCCUUUUGUGUAUUAAGGGCUUGUUUUGGUGUUUUUUUUUUUUUUUUUGGGCGUUUGUGAUGUAAUUUGUAGUGUUUUGAGUUUGUAAAAUACUUCAGUUAUGGAAAAGAUUGGACUUCGUUUUUCA
Mangifera indica (mango) is the source of this 991-nucleotide messenger RNA. Its product is annotated as steroid 5-alpha-reductase DET2. NCBI's taxonomy places the organism in Eukaryota, Viridiplantae, Streptophyta, Magnoliopsida, Sapindales, Anacardiaceae. The transcript has a single exon. Gene Ontology annotation, cellular component: membrane. The record is from RefSeq and is a predicted model, not a curated record. Gene Ontology annotation, molecular function: 3-oxo-5-alpha-steroid 4-dehydrogenase activity. Gene Ontology annotation, biological process: brassinosteroid biosynthetic process. The coding region runs from base 92 to 880 and encodes 262 amino acids.